AUGCCGGCUUGGUGGGAUUCAGCUGCCCUCUCCUGCCACCGAGAUGGCCUGGCUGCUUCCAGUGUUAGCACAGUCACAAAGCGAGAGGAGCCCUUAUUUCAUAUACAUCUACAUAUUGGAACAGGCAAGUUCAGAGCUACCAAGGCAGCAACAAAAGUGGUCUUAAAUGUUCCUGAGACUAAGGUGUCUCCUCUGGAAAAUGGCUUGCAAGUAGCUUCAGAAGAUUCCGGGCUCUCGACAUGCACAGUUGGACUUUGGAUUGAUGCUGGAAGCAGGUAUGAAAAUGAGAAGAACAAUGGAACUGCUCACUUCCUGGAGCAUAUGGCUUUCAAGGGGACAAAAAAGAGGUCUCAGUUAGACCUUGAACUAGAGAUUGAGAACAUGGGAGCUCACCUGAAUGCCUAUACAUCCCGGGAACAAACAGUGUAUUAUGCAAAGGCUUUUUCCAAAGACUUACCAAGAGCUGUGGAAAUUCUUGCUGAUAUAAUUCAGAACAGCACCCUGGGAGAAGCAGAGAUUGAGCGUGAGCGAGGAGUCAUACUGAGAGAGAUGCAGGAGGUGGAAACCAAUUUGCAAGAAGUGGUUUUCGAUUACCUGCAUGCUACGGCCUACCAGAACACGGCCCUGGGACGAACCAUUCUAGGACCCACUGAGAACAUCAAAUCCAUAAACCGCAAUGACUUGGUGGAGUAUAUAACAACACAUUAUAAAGGACCCAGAAUGGUGCUGGCUGCUGCUGGAGGGGUCUCUCAUGACGAGCUGCUCGACCUGGCGAAGUCCCACUUUGGCAGCUUGCCGAGCGCGCCGGAGGGAGGGCUGCCGGCCCUGCCGCCCUGCAGCUUCACGGGCAGCGAGGUCCGUAUCAGGGAUGACAAGAUGCCCCUGGCGCACAUCGCGGUGUCCGUCGAAGCAGCGGGCUGGUGUCAUCCAGAUACCAUCCCGCUCAUGGUGGCCAAUACCCUGAUAGGGAACUGGGACCGUUCCCUUGGAAGCGGCGUGCAGACUUUAUCGAGUAAACUUGCUCAGAUUGCCUGCCACGGUAACCUGUGUCACAGCUUCCAGUCCUUCAACACCUGCUACACCGACACGGGGCUGUGGGGCCUCUAUAUGGUGUGUGAGCCAUCCACUAUCCAGGACAUGGUGCACUCUGUUCAGAGCGAAUGGAUAAGACUUUGCACAAGUGUUUCAGAAAGUGAAGUAGCUCGAGCCAAAAAUCUUCUAAAGACAAAUAUGCUGCUGCAGCUGGAUGGGUCUACACCAAUUUGUGAAGACAUUGGGAGACAGAUGCUGUGUUACAAGCGCAGAAUCCCCAUUCCAGAGCUCGAGGCAAGAAUUGAAGCCAUUGACACCCAGACUCUUCGAGAUGUUUGCACAAAGUACAUUUAUGACAAGCGUCCUGCAGUUGCUGCUAUAGGUCCCAUUGAACAGCUUCCAGAGUACAACAGAAUCUGCAGCGGCAUGGCCUGGCCUCGUGCUUAG
Tinamus guttatus (white-throated tinamou) is the source of this 1479-nucleotide messenger RNA. The record is from RefSeq and is a predicted model, not a curated record. NCBI's taxonomy places the organism in Eukaryota, Metazoa, Chordata, Aves, Tinamiformes, Tinamidae.